AUGCAAUCACCAGUACAGCCACAACGGGCUGGUAGUCUCAGUUCAUUGAUCAGUAAUAAUAGCGAAGGGAACUGCAAAUUCAGUCUUUACAAGCUAUGUCUCAGCAGAAGCUCUUUCGAUUUGGACAGACAUGUCAACACUCAUCUGCCAAAGAACUCAAAGUCGGUAUUAUGGAAGUUGGACGCCAACCACCCAAACACCCAAUCCAUUCACUUAUAUAAGAGCUUAACCUUUAUAGUGACCAGUAGUAUAUACGGACAGUUGUUGGUUGUCGUGUGUCUGGCCUUCUUCACCGCUGAGAUCGUAACGCCUAAAAUACCACUCUUUUACUUCGAGGACUUAAGCCUUCAAACGGGAAAAAGUCUCAUAAAAUUGGAGAAACAGACAGAUCUCACGCUUCAAUAUUUUUACGAAUCGGUGGUAUUGUCUUUGGACUCGGAGUUAUGGUUUACAACGGACUCGAAUUUGGCGCAUACUUUGAGAUUCCCUACACUUCUCCCUGCUAUUCUGUACUUUUGGGAGUUGAAAAGCGGGACAUCGCACGCAUUUCUGGAGGAACUGAUACUUCCUCUUCGGAAUCAGAUAUCUCGAGGCAGAUCCCGAUCCCUUCACGACUCCUUCAUUACUGAAGCCCCCGUUAAUACGAGUUCGACGACAACGACAAUAAAUAGGAGUAAUCCGUGUCAGAAGGAAAACAUAAUGGGAACCAUAUUAUCGGACGCCUCCCCUUAUUUAUACCCAUUUAUCGUUGAAUACUCACUAAUCGGAGCCGCGUUUUUGUAUGUCAUGUGGUCUACAAUAGGCAAAGGAAAGCGUAAUAACUUAUGCAACGGAAACGACAGCACAUCGACGCCAACAUCACCAAUAGGUGUAGGUCUUCAGGUGGACAACUUAAGUACAACUUCGAGCAAUACCUACAGCUCUAACUCACCGGCGCUCUACAGCUGCCUCGGGUCGAGCAAAGGGCUUUUUAGUGGAUUCUUGUUUUUGGCCAUUUCUGUCACAUCUCUCAUCAUAUUCUUUGUUUUGGUUCACAAUCCUAACUAUAAACUGAUGGCAACUCUUAUCAGCGAUAUCUCGCAUUCAGUACUUCUUAUAUUGAGUUGUGCUGCCAUUUUGCUGGGAUUCAUCAAAACCAGACGUUUGAAGUUUCAGCCGGGAGUGUCUGAGACAGCAGAUGGAGGUCUACGAGAUUUGCUGCUCCGAGUGGCGGCUUUCGGUCUCUACACGUAUUCGCUGUUUGGAGUGAUCGCCGGAUCCAUGGAAUUGAAUUCAAUUCGACAUCUCCUGGUUCUGGUGACCAGUACUCUCACUAUAGUUCAGAUAACACUUCAAUCGCUGUUCAUAUCAGACGUGGUGUGCCGUAAACGCAACUCCCAUAAACAGCCGGGUCGACAGUUGAUCACAUUCUUGCUCAUCAAUAAUUUAACGCUUUGGAUCGUAUAUACGUUUGAGAUGCAGAAAGUGGAGGCAUCACCCGUACAGCUCAGCAUUCCAUUCCGCGAUCACUUUCGCUGA
This is a messenger RNA of Oppiella nova, 1518 nucleotides long. The record is from the annotation of a GenBank genome assembly. Lineage: Eukaryota; Metazoa; Arthropoda; Arachnida; Sarcoptiformes; Oppiidae.